Chaetomium fimeti is the source of this 1423-nucleotide messenger RNA. Its product is annotated as putative methyltransferase-domain-containing protein. The record is from RefSeq and is a predicted model, not a curated record. Bases 96 to 1283 code for a protein of 395 amino acids. Gene Ontology annotation, cellular component: nucleus; cytoplasm. The transcript has a single exon. Lineage: Eukaryota; Fungi; Ascomycota; Sordariomycetes; Sordariales; Chaetomiaceae.
CAGAGAUUUCCAGUCGCAUCCUAUUCAUCAGGUCAGAAUUUCGAUAAAUUGAUUCAGCUUGCGAUAGCAGCCCCGGAGAAUCCGGGCUCUCCAACAUGCAUUACAUAAGAUUCUGCCGGCCACCCAAGAUUUGGGCAGGCAGGCCCUAUGCUACAGUCAAUGUGGUGCUGACCAUCACCACCGACCUGAGCGACGCCUUCCUCUCUCCGCGCAAUCCCAUCGAGCUCGCUGUCAUUGGCGCAUACACUGAACACAAGGAUGGGAAGGAUCGGAUUGUUCCAGUCGUCUUGACGCAGGGCAACCCGCCUUUGUGGAAGGCUGGGAUGAGAGUGCUUAAACUGGACUUGCCAUUGCCGCUGCAGCCCAUCGAGACGAUCCAAAUUCGCCCCUUAAAUCGGCAGCUCACGGCGAUGGGGACGAGCGACGUUCUUCCCGGGAACCAAGGUCUGAUCAUGGCAGUUUAUGCGGAUAUUCCGCGACCGGGUGAUGGAGGUGCGCCUUCGGUAUGUUUCCGGAGCCUGCGACUGUCCACCGGGGAUAUGGCCGCUGGUGUGAUGGCUCCUCAACCACUGCAGAUUGAGGAGGAUCUAGGCGAGAGCAUUGCGCGCCAUAUUUGGGAUUCGGGUAUUGUUAUGGUCUCCUUGCUGGCGGAUAUGUGCUUGGACAGCACGGCCAGUGCCAAAGAAAGGCUGCCUCUGUUUCGCAGCAUCCUGCAAACACCAAGCCACCCGUUGAGGAUUUUGGAGCUUGGAUGUGGUGUCGGAGUCAUGGGUAUUGGUUUGGCGCGCAUCAUGUCGUUGAAGUCGACCGGCGGAGCGCCGCAUAUUCUCAUCACAGAUCUUCCCGAAGCAGAGGAGAAGGCUCGAGCGAACAUGGCCCGUCAGGCAGACAAACUUGGUGACACCCCAGCGAGACUCGAUUUUGAGGCCUUGGAUUGGGAAGAUGGGAAGAACGGCGUCUUUGGAGAAAAGGCCGCUUCUCGCCCAUGGGACCUCGUCGUCUUGUGUGAUUGCACCUACAACACCGACACGCUGCCGCCCCUCGUCAAGACGCUCUCUGCGCUCCACAGCCGGUCUGCGCAGCAUCCUUCAACCGCCGGGCCGCCCACCACAACCGAGGUUCUCGUUGCCACCAAGACCAGACACUCAUCGGAAAAGGCCUUCUUCAACCUAAUGGCCGAAGAUGGAUGGGCUAUCCGGGAACAGACGGUGUUGCCACUCCCCGUACUCGAUGGCGAAGGACAGACUGUCGAAGUUUAUUUAUUUGGGAAAGCCGGUUGCUAAAUGGCACCUCCUGGGAUGAGCGAGCUGAGCGAGCUCAGCGACAAUGCGGGUCAGGUCUUUUGGGAAAGGGACGACGAUGUGGGAAAAAAGGGGCCGAGAGGUCCAUAGCGCCACAAAACCUGGGCAGCCAGCUUUCCAUG